AUGGAAGAAGUGGAUCAGUUGUUCGAGAAAAUCAAGGCCAUCGCUACCAUCAACAAGGAGAUCAUUCAACGCAUCAGGGGUGAGCUCUCCGUUCUCUCCUUCCAGGCCAGGCUCCAGGACAGGACCCAGCUGGUGGUGGACCAUACCGCCUCCCAGCGCGCGUUUGUCGAGUGGUGGAGGUGGGACGGCGAGCUGGUGGCCGUGCGCGACACCUUCAAGGACAAGGUCGACUACUCGCGCUGCCACACCUUUGCGGAGCUCGAGCUCCUCAACGAGAAGCUGGUCGUCUUGGCCGAGCAGUACCACGCGUUCGAGGGCGACUUUGCCCUGGCCCAGCUGAGGCAGUACCUGACCAACUACGAGCUCAUCCAGACGGCCGUGGGUCAGGUCGACGCCCAGUUCCAGGCCAACGCCGCCCAGUACAAGGACCUGGACCGCACGGAACUGGUGAACGCCGCCACGCGCGAGGCCAACGUCGCGCUGGCCAAGCUGGCCCGCCUGAAUGUGCACCUGGCCGACGUGCAGGGCCGUCCCCUGUUCAACUUGGUCGUCGGGACAGACCUGGAGAUACGGGGCAUCGCCGCCACCAGAGAGGGCAACGUGGCCGUACUGUGCCGGAAGAACAAGAGCGUCGCCUACGGAGCCUGCCUGGUCACCUGGAACAGCGCGGGCCAGCUGAUCACGGAGCAGGACCUGUACUACAGGAGCCUGCUUGAGCCCGCUCACCUGUUUGCGGCCGAUUGGCAGACUGGCCGCCUGUUGUUCGCCGACGAGGACCUGGGCCAGGUCAUGGUGAAGACUUCUGAGUCCAACCACGUUGUCUGCCUGACCCCGGCCCCAACGUCGACGACGGGCCACCAACCCUCGACGCCCAGCGGCCCGCUGGUCGACCCCGUGAGCAUGGCGGUGGGUGCCGACGGCAUGGUCUACGUGACCCAGAGCCACCGCAUGGACAUCGCCGUCUUCGACGCCUCGACGGGCGCCUUGGUACGGACCAUCGCCAGGCCAACCCCGUUGCAGCCCAACAACGAACUGGAGGAGACCGAGAAGAAGAAGGAGAAGACGAAGAAGAAGAGGGCUGCGGUGCGCGGCCUGAGCGGCAUCGCGGUGCACCCGGUCACGGGCAACAUCUACGCCGCCGACCCUGACAACGCCCGCGUACUCAUCUUCACGCCCGAGGGCGAGCUCGAGGGCUCCUUCCACCUGGGCGAGGGCCACUCCGAUCCGGCCGGCCUCACCAUCGACGCCAAGGGCAACGUGUUCGUGACCGAGCAGCAGCACAGCCGCGUGCUGGUCUUCCACUCGGACGGCGGCGCGCCCCUGGUGGUGGGCGGCGGCGCCGAGGCCAGUCUCCAGCUGAUUCGGAGCCCGGUGGCCGUCGCGGUGGUCGGCGACCGGGUCUUUGUCGCCAACACCGGCAGGACCAUCCACGUCUUCUCGUUCCUCCACUAG
Acanthamoeba castellanii str. Neff is the source of this 1452-nucleotide messenger RNA. RefSeq names its product NHL repeat domain containing protein. The record is from RefSeq and is a predicted model, not a curated record. Lineage: Eukaryota; Discosea; Longamoebia; Acanthamoebidae. Bases 1 to 1452 code for a protein of 483 amino acids. The transcript has a single exon.